CAACGUAGUAUAUAUAUGAUGCUCUGGUUUUCUCGCACUGCCAAGAGUCAAUUAACAUCCAGCAGAGAAGAAGCUCCAGCACAUUCAGUUGUUUAUACACGAUGUAUUGCAAGAACUUGUACACCUGUGCUGUCCUCGGCGCCUUACUCCUGGUGCUGGCGCCCAUCCACCGGGUUAAUGGAGAAGAAGAAGGGGCUCCCACUGCCGCCUGUGCUACCAUGACUCCUGGACAUCCAUUCGAUCCGCAACUUCUCAGCUCGGCUCCGUUCAAGACAGAAAUUCCGGCCGGGAACUCGAUCCCGAUGGGUGACACCGUGAAGAUUGAACUACGCGCGCAAAAUUCAUUAAUUCCGUUCAAAGGUUUCCUUGUGAUGGCAUUUGACGUGAACGAUGAUACUAAACCCAUUGGCACAUUUAAACUUCCCAGCGACGGAAAAGUCAUCGACUGCCUGCAGGGCGUUGGGAAUGCGGCUACGCAUAAGUGGAAUAACGACAAGAAAUUGGUGACAAUCGACUGGAUCCCGCCCACUUCAGAUUACAAGGGCACCGCCAAAUUCAUGACCACUUACGUACACAACAUUUCAACAUUUUGGGUCAAGACGGAAUCGAUUACCGUUUCGUUCGUGGAGGAAAUUACUACAGUAACGACAACACAGGUUCCGACCACCACCCCGAGUUCAGCCUCGCAAUCGAGCAGUAUGUGGGUCGGCCUGAUUGCCUUUUCCUUGUUGACCUUAUUGAUGCGAUAAGCUUUUUUCAAAAUGUCAAGAUACACACCUCAGCCUAUACUUGACUCUGGCUGUUGAAUGUUCUAGUUGAUACAAUUAUAAUGAAGCAAUCAUUCGUGUACUUUAAAUAGUUCAAUUUGUGAACGAAACAAUAAAAGCGAGUCCCAUUAAAA
Messenger RNA from Daphnia pulex (common water flea), 901 nucleotides. RefSeq names its product putative defense protein 3. The record is from RefSeq and is a predicted model, not a curated record. Lineage: Eukaryota; Metazoa; Arthropoda; Branchiopoda; Diplostraca; Daphniidae. Gene Ontology annotation, molecular function: oxidoreductase activity, acting on metal ions. The coding region runs from base 102 to 749 and encodes 215 amino acids. The transcript has 6 exons.